AUGCCAUCCGCCCUCCAAGACGCCGGAACCGUGCCCGAGAUCGCCAUCCCGCAUCUCGCACUGUCCCUGCGGGAAGUACGCUCUAUCGCCCUCGUCGGCUUCCGCUUUUUCGCCGGGUGCGCUCCUCACACGGGCAUCGUGCGCCGAUCCCAUACCAACGUGACCAUGUCCGCCUUGUGGGGUCAUGCUCGUGCGCCCGUGUCGGUGUGGUGCAACAACUCGUCGUAUCUCCUGCUCGGAGGACCAGGCGCGUGGGGAAGCUGCGGUGGGGGUGGGCGAGAUUUUGUGUGA
Messenger RNA from Fibroporia radiculosa, 291 nucleotides. RefSeq lists its product as uncharacterized. NCBI's taxonomy places the organism in Eukaryota, Fungi, Basidiomycota, Agaricomycetes, Polyporales, Fibroporiaceae. The record is from RefSeq and is a predicted model, not a curated record. Bases 1 to 291 code for a protein of 96 amino acids. The transcript is spliced from 2 exons.